Messenger RNA from Penicillium daleae, 477 nucleotides. RefSeq lists its product as uncharacterized. NCBI's taxonomy places the organism in Eukaryota, Fungi, Ascomycota, Eurotiomycetes, Eurotiales, Aspergillaceae. The transcript is spliced from 2 exons. The coding region runs from base 1 to 477 and encodes 158 amino acids. The record is from RefSeq and is a predicted model, not a curated record.
AUGGUCGUUGCAGCAGUGAUCAUGAUUGUCACAAGAUCUGGAAUUCCCAGUGUUACGUUACUUGGAGAGCGCAGUGACUGGGACAACCUCCUUGCCAAACUUGAUGAAAUGCACACCUUCGGCGAAGAACCAAGGCUUCUGUUCAUCGUAACGCUGGCAGCGGUUACGACUAUCUUUCCGGGUGGAUCACGGCCUUCUGCUUCUGAAAUAGAGAAGGGAAGAGACUCUACAAUCGCGAGGGGUUGGAACUUUCUUAAAUUGUCUUUCCGAAGAUCGAUGCAAAGGAUAUUCCUCCUGCCUUUUAAUUCUGUGCCCGUGAAAGUCACGGACUAUGCCGCCGGGCGCUUUUACGAACUAUUAUGGUUUCCGGUUUGGUUGGCAUCGAAGCAACGUCAACCCCUUCGCCUUCUAACCCAACGGGGUUGGAUGUCAACUCGAUCCGGCCGUACUCUGGAUGGUGGAUGUUCGAGGUAUUAG